This is a messenger RNA of Saccostrea cuccullata (small rock oyster), 8340 nucleotides long. Its product is annotated as vitellogenin-2-like. NCBI's taxonomy places the organism in Eukaryota, Metazoa, Mollusca, Bivalvia, Ostreida, Ostreidae. The transcript has 30 exons. Bases 51 to 8051 code for a protein of 2666 amino acids. Gene Ontology annotation, molecular function: lipid carrier activity. The record is from RefSeq and is a predicted model, not a curated record. Gene Ontology annotation, biological process: lipid transport.
GUACUCUGUAUAUAAACCGGAGUCCCUGUCCCGUCCCGUCACACAGAGGGAUGUAUCUCCUGCUGGCGGUAGCGGCGGCGGCUGCCGUGACAGCCGCGCAAAGUCCAAGUCAACCUAGUCACGCGUACGAGAGAAAUAAGGAAUAUCUGUAUGAAUAUGAAACACAAGCACUAACUGGAAUACCUCAGGGAAGCACAAUUUACUCUGGAAUGAAGUUAAAAUGUAACGUCAGAAUUCAGUUCCGCUCCCGAUCCUCGGCCACACUACAGCUGGACAAAAUCGUCUUAGCAAAGAUUAACGACCCGAUUGAAUCGGUGAACCCAACCCAACAACAGGUGCCCGAGAAUCUGUUCAGGCCCCUCACAGGCAAGGAUGCUGAUCAGAUGAUAAAGGACCUGUCUAGACCCAUCAACUUCCUGUAUGUCCGUGGCAACGUCCGCGAAAUCAAGCAAGAAGCAGACGACCCGGAGUGGUCGGUCAAUGUUAAGAAAGGUCUUCUCAGUAUCCUGGAAGUCAACUUGGAUAAGAGGAAGCAGCUAGACCAGAGCAGUUCCAUCCCUCGAGUUCUGCGUCCCCAGUCUUCGAACGAGGAUUCCAUGUAUAAGGUUAUGGAGCCCAGCAUUGGUGGUGAAUGUGAAACUCUAUACAAAGCCAGUCCUCGCACAUCAAGUAGUGGUGAUCCAGUUAUGUAUAUAACGAAAGUCAGAAACUACGACAACUGUCUGGACCGACCAAUGUACUUUUCCUCCAUGUUCCACGGGAAAAAGUGUGCCGAAUGUGUCAAAGAAUGGUCAGACCCACUGAGAUCCGCCUCGCAGGUCAUGUACACAAUAAGGGGAAACACGAGGAUGUUUCAGAUCCAGAGUGCUAUUUCUGAAAGUCAGCACGUCUUCACACCAUAUUCCGACAAAGGAGGGAAUGUUGUGACAUAUUUGAACCAGACGUUAAAUCUGAUAAAAGUGAUGGAUGUCAAAGAGAUUUUAUCUCAGCCAAGCAGUCCCAAAACUGUUAGCUCUGGGCUUCAAUUCAAGUCUCGCGAGAUUGAAUCGCGCGAUGAAUCCUCAAGCAGUUCACAAAAAUCGCCACCUUCCAGUCAAAGUCCAGCAUCAGAGGUGCUCAGCAAACAGUCGCAGAAAAGUGCAGACCAGGCAAAAGAAAGGAUCCGAAAACUGCUGAAAAUGUUGGAAACCUUCAUGAAACCAACAAUCCAGGAAGAGGCUGGUCCACUUCUAAUGUCACUUCUAGAGGAGAUCCGAAAGGCAGAUGCAGAGAGUCUCAAAGCCGUUUUCCGUGAAACAGUCCAAAGUGCAUCUGCAGACAAGAAGAAAUUAAAGAUGUUGAUGGACUUGCUACCGUCAGCUGGUACCUCCCCUGCUACAGAAGUAUUAAGGGACGCUAUCAAGAACGACCAGAUCUCUAAACCUCAGGCCGCCAUCGCUCUAAACAUUCUUUCUCUGUCAGCUCGACCAGAAGUUCUUGUUGCCAAAACACUUCUGGAACUAACACAGAGUACCCAAGUUUCUCAGGACCGAAUGUUGAAGAGAGCAGCCUUCCUGUGUCUGGGAGCGGUAGCUGGUAAACUUAGGGAGGAAGAACAGAGAAGAUCCCGCCAGAUGGCGCGCCAGGAGAACAUCGUUAAUACUCUUAUGUCUACUGUGUCAAACUCCCAAAGCAGGAAAAAACUGAAGUCCAAAAGGAGAGAUUUGGGGGAUAGAAAGAGAAAACAACAGAGUAUUUACACAAGAAUAAGACAGGAAAUUGUCAAGGAAAUCCAGAGUUUAAUGAAAUCCACUGACAUGGACGAUAAAAUCUUAAGCUUUAAAACAGCAGGAAACUCCGGAAUGCAAGAGAUGAUUCCAAGUAUCAGAACUUACAUUGAAGACAAAUCCCAACCCCAGCUACUCCGAGCUCAGGCAAUCUACAGUUUGCGAAAACUCACCAGUCAGCACCCUCAAGAUAUUCAGUCCAUCCUGCUACCCAGAUACUUCGACCGCACCGAGAAAGAAGAAGUGAGAAUAUCCUCAUAUAUUGUCUUGGCAUCGACAAGUCCUUCCCGCCAGCUUCUAGAGAUGAUCGCCCAUUCUCUUCACAGAGAAACCAACCCCCACGUCGGAACAUUUGUUUAUACACACCUAGAACAAAUGUCCAACAGUACUUAUCCGUGUCUCAUGUCUUGGGCAAAGAAUGCAACAUUGGCCUUGCGAUUUGCAAAGAAGUUUAGUCCGAUGUUUCAAUAUUCACGAUUUCUUCAGUUCUCUGGAUACAAUGAUAGAGUGAAGCUAGGGGCAGCUGCAGAACUUGGUUUAAUAACUUCCCCAGAAGAGUUUAUCCCAAGAGCUGGUGCUAUACAUCUCAAUACGCAUGUACUGGGAAGCUCAGUCAAUUUCAUGGAGAUUGGAUUCAACACAGAGGGGUUGCAAACACUUCUUUCGAAAAUGGUUGGACCACUUGGUGAACUUACCAAAGGGAAAUCAGUUGUAGAUGUUCUCAAACAGCGAGUUCGCAGAAGUUCACAGUCACAGCAAACUCAAAGUGACCCGAUCAGUCAAAUCCAUCAGAAGCUGAAGGUGUCAGCUCGUACAAGCCCCGAACCAAAAGGCCAUUUAUACAUUAAAAUGAUGGGUAAUGAACUUCAGUACUUCAGUUUGGAUCGUAGUACUUUGGUGGAGACAUUACUCAAAGAAGGAAAGAUCCUACUGAGUGUGUCAGAACAGAAGAUGAAGAGUGGAAUUGACAUGGACAUACACCGGUCUCUCAUACCUAUCGAUGCUGACACUAUGAUUCCAACCGAGUCUGGUCUCCCGCUCCGCCUGAGACUUAGGGGAACAGCUGCAGUUAAAGUAACAGGCAAAGUCAAAGUUUCUGGGGUACCUUCUCUAUUUGAGAUCAACCGUCCAGGGAAGGCUGCCAGAGAACUAGGCUUAGAUUUAGAACUCAGUCCAAGUGUAUUGGUUGACAUGCGAGGGGAAAUGGAAAUCGAUGCAGAAUACUUUAAAGCUGGAGUCUCUAUUAAAUCUAUGGCACGUGCAGAGACGCCUCUUUCGCUCUCCAUUUCUUUUAACCUCGCUACUGCCAAAGUUAUAACUAAAGUCAAUAUUGAGAAAUUGAAUGAGAAAAUAGCAAAGAUGGAAAUAUCUCCAUCAACGUAUUUCAAAGAUAACCCAUCUGACAUAACGAAGUAUCCUGCACCAAGAGAAACGCAAAUUAUCAGGGCUGCUAAAGGUGCAAAGGUCAUGCCAUUGUCAAUUUCCUGGGGUAAGCGAAGUUUGGGUCUCGAAGUAGGAUUGAGCGGACAAGCUGUUUUAAGCGAUUUUGAGAUGAAUAUUCCAUAUUACCCAAUGAUAGGUAAACAGGAAUUAUUUCUUACCCUAUCGCCAGGAAUUAAUCCUCAGAAAUAUAUGGAAUUUCAAGUACAGUUGAUGGUUCCAAAACAACAAAAGUCUGCUCACCAACCAACCUCAGAUAAGGCUUCAAAUUCGGGAGAAGAUGGAAUCAUUUCUAAAUUAGCCAGUUAUUUAACGCUAUUAAGUGGUGGACAGUCUGAUCGGAUCCCAGUUUCUUCUUCACAAUCCUCAUCUCCUCCAAAAGACAUCAAAUCAAAAGAUUCAUCCUUGGCAAGUCUCCUUCAACAUUUGGAAGAAUCACAAUCUGUCCAGUCAGAGAAAGCAGUUGUGUCACGUAAUAAUAGUGUUGGAAUUCUAAUGAAUUUUAUUGGAAUAGAUGAAUCAAGAUCCAUCAAACGACAUCUGCAAGUUUCUAUGGCAGCGGGUUUUGACAUGAGGUCACGAAUCAAUUCAAUUCUGAUGACUCUAGAUAGAUCUCCAGUUCCAGAAAUAGAAACCAAACCAUGGAAGAUGGACAUCGCCAUCAAAUUAAAUUUACCAACACGGCUUGUAAAACCUUCAGAAUUGUUGUCUAACUCAUACCAGAAAGAAGUUGAACAACAAAUAGAGGUGCAUAUAAGAAGGGAUGGAGAGGAUGAGUACUAUAGGUUGAUUGAUCGGGAGGUACCACGCCAACAGGUUAAAGUUCUCAAAACACUUUUAAGCUCAACAAGCACCCAGGAAAUCAUCGACGAAGUUGUGAACACGGAAAUGAGUCAAACAGAAGAGUCUUCAAAAAGUUCUCAGACACAGGUUAUCAAACUUAUAAGAGAACAAAAACAUCUUCUGAAAGAGGUGAAAAAUAUUCGUCGAAGGUCAUCUGACCCGUUAAAACUUCAAAGGAUAAAAUCAACAUUGUCGUCAGUCCUGAAGUGGUCAGAAAAGGUUAAGCAAAUUUUAGACAGAGAGUCACGGUCGGUAUCAAGCAGUGAAGAAUCAGAUAUUCUACGAAAAUACUCUGCAUUACUUCAACAAAUAGUUGAGCAAAGAAUUGAGGAAUCAGUCCUAUCCUCAAUGAGGGCAUUAUCUUCGAAAGAUCAACAAUCUCUCAAGAAAUCAUUAGAAACUAACAGAGAAUCACUGAGAAAGAUAUUGCAACGUCAAAGUUCUUCACAGAGGGGUUCUCAAAGUUCUCAAUCUGAUCCCCAAUCUCCACACAUCCCUGAAGUACCGACUAAGGAUUCCUCUCAACAACAAAAGCCACGAAAAUCAGAAGAAUCACAACAAAGGGAUUCCUCUGAGUCGCAACCCAGAAAGUCAGACUCUCAGUCUCCCUCUCAACCUGAAGUUGAUUCGAAAAAGGCUAAGGAAUCUCAACAAAAGACACAACGACAGCAACAGUCUGAAGAGUCCCAACAGCAGGAGCAACAGUCUCAGCAAUCAUCCCAACAGUCAGAGCAGUCACGGGAAAGUCAGGAACAAUCGCAGAGGACACCUCAACAAUCACAAGACAGUACCUCACUCUCUCAGUCGAAAAGCCAGUCUCCUUUGUCUAAAUCAGUAUCGAGUCUUCUACAGAGUCAGCGGGAGGCAAUUCGGGAGCUUUCAGUGUCGAAAGAAAAAGCAGAGGGCGCGAAAAAUAUUGACCAGAAGAAAUUGGAGGAUGCAAUUCGUAUAGCUAAGGAAGUCAAUGAAAAGAUUCGUCAAGAAGCGACGACCUCAUCUCCCCUUAGUAUUGAAAAAGAACGGGUAAAAUUACUAAAAGCUGCCGUCCAACAACAACAAAUCUCCAAAUGUUUAGAACAGAGAAUAAAGAGGCAACGGUCCAAACCGCAAACUCGGAAAGAAAUAAAAGAAACGAGUAUAUUGUUGGAACAGUUGAAACGAGAAAAUGACAAAAUAUUAAAAGUAUUGGCAGUAGAAACUCGACAUGAGAAAGAAAGAGUGAUUGCUAGAGGAAAACAUUCUCAGCAAGAGCAGAUUGUACUUAGAAGUCUUAGAAGAGUUCAGCUGUCACAAGUAAUCGCUUCUCAGCAGCUAGUUCGUGCAGGAUCAUCCUCUGAUAAACCUAGUGCAGACAAUGUCCAACCAGUCCAAAGGGUGCAGCAAUGCAUGGAGAUUUUAGAUGAAACAGGCAAACAAAUAGUGUCUUUAAUGAAACAAAGAAGUGUAAAACAAAGUCCAUUAGACGUUAUAUCUAAACUUGCUGAAGUUACACAAAUGCAGCAAAGUUUGCUGGGAUUGGUUGCUGAGCGUGCCAGAGAGCAAUUGAUUCAAUCUGUAUCCCGUUCUCAUGCAGUGGACUCAAGAAUAAAAAGACUCGAAGAGAAGGCUGAGACGGAAAAACUUGAGUAUCUCCAAAUAAUGAGAAGUAUACGAAAAUCAAUUGACUCGAAAAGAUCUGUUUCUAGUCUUAGUAGAUCUGAUAGUUCUAAGCUUCAGGCCGUCCACAAUAAGCUUGAGUUGAUUAGAUCAAUGCAAAUAAAAACUGAGCAGAAAGUGAAGGAUGUUGAAAAGGAUCAUGUUAAGGCUGCUAAAAAGCCUGAGUCAACAACUAUUACAGAAUUAGCUACUAAAUGUAAAGCCGUCCAAGAUGAAAUUGAAAAGGCAGAAAGUGAUAUUAGAUCAAAUCAACUCCAUCAGAAGGUAGCUGAUACUACUAAGGAACCGUUGCGAAGAAUCGAAAUCCAAAAACAAAUUGUCGAGAAGGUAAAAGAACUAGUACCAAAAUCAAAUAUGAGUCCACACGAGAAACAGACCAUUCAGGCCGAUUUGAAAACUCAGGAGAAAAGGUUGGAAGAGCUACAGAAGAAGGUUCAACAGCUCAAAGAAGAAGAAUCUCGACAGAGAACUAGCUCAUCUCAGAAGUCAAAGUCGAAUCAAUCUUCUCAAAGUGGACCUUCUGUCGGUUCUAGGCAGGAAGACAAACAACAAGAUAGUGGAGGUCGGCAGAGGGAGGACAGUUCGAGGAACAGUCGUGGUGCUAACGUGAAAUCUGAACAGAUAUCUCAAAGGUCGCAAAAGGAAUCUGCAGAACAGGGGUCUGAGAAAUCCUCUGACGAUCAACAAAAGAAGUCCAAGAGUGUACAACAACCAAGUCGCGUUGAUUCCCAACAAAGCCGUGAUCAAAGUUCGUCUAAAGAGCAAUCAAGCGGUCAGCAAUCAGAUAGAAGCCAAAGCGUUCGUCAGAAACAAAAGUCAAGGAGUCGAGCCAAGUCGUCUGCACUUGGAGAUUUAGAAGCAGAAACUGACAGAGAAAUGUGUAUAUCGAUAAAGGCACAGUACGGGGCCGAAGGUGAAAAAAGGAAAAGUUUCGAAGUUCAGAUUCUAGGAACACCUUCGUUAGAGCAGUUAUUAUGGGAAAGGGCACAGAAAUCGCCACUAGAUAGAAGCAGUGUAACAAAAAAAUAUCUGAGGGAAAUUAGAGAUGGGUCUGAAGAAGUGACGUCAGCUUAUCUUAAACUCAGCUCAGAGAUGAACAUGAUUCGUCACCUGCACGUCCGUGUACAUUAUGAAAGGGAAGGAAUACCUCAUAGUUUAGAAGAAUUUGCUUGGUGGUCACAUGAAGCAAUGAAAGCAAUAAUGUAUCGACAUUUAUUCACAAAGUAUCCUCACUCCUUCUGUCCUAAAGACAGAUUGGAAAUUCUUCUUAAUUUCAGGAGAAACAAUAGACAAUUUGAUGCAGAAUUUAAACUUCCCGAAGAGUCCAACUUUUUGAGAGGAAUUGCCAUUCCAUAUUUCGGACCAUUCUUGUUUGAAUCUGUGAAAGGUAUCAGGGAUGGGGUUCGACGUCCCCUACAAAAGACAAUGUCUAGCAUUACUAGCCGUCUUCCAGGACAAUGCGAGGUGAAACAAAAUCGGAUUAGAACAAUGGAUGGGAGAGAAUACAGCAUACCAGACACAAAGGAUUGCGAAGUCAUUUUGUCCAUGGAUUGUUCUUCUGCUAAGCAGUUCGCCAUUAAAUACAGAAAGGACUCAUCCGAUCCCUCAAAAAGAGUUGUUGAGGUUCAUCUUGAAGGUAAACGCAUAGAGACUGUUCCAGUGGCCUCAUCUUUAGAGGUUAAAGUAGACGGCAAAAAACAAGACGUUCCAGCUGACUCCGCAAUCAGCGUUAAAGAAGCAUCAUCCGUGAGCAGCAGCGAAGCUUCCAGAAUAGAAAUUAGACGUCAACAAAAUAAGGUUUCCGUAUCGUCAUCAAGAAAAGGAGUACAGGUUACAUCGGACGGUCAGAAAAUAUCCAUCAAGAUGACCCCGUUUUACUACUCUCAAGUUUGCGGUCUCUGUGGAAACUAUGACGGAAAGCAAGGAAAUGAUUAUCAAAGUCCGCAGAGAGUUGAUCGAUCCGAUCCCAGUUGUUUGGUUCUUGAUUAUUUAAUCCCUGACAGUAAAUGUGAUUCUGGAAGUGUACAGAAGAAAUGCAAUGAGCAUCAGAAUUCGUCAUCACCAUCACGAUGUCAAUUAAAACCUGAAACUGUUCUACGAACACGUUUAAACAAAGGCGUAUCCCAGCUUUGUUUCUCCCAGAAUCCCGUGAAGAGCUGUCCAUCCCAAUGUAAACAAAACGAUCCCAAAUCUAAGGCCGUCCCCAUGGUAUGUUAUGAGCAUGACAGUGUCAAAGCCCAGGCAUUGAAGAAAGCCAGCUACAAGGGCCCUGUAUCGGAGCUGAAGUCGCACCAAGCCGAUUACUCGGAAUACGUGCAGGAACCCACGAGUUGUGGAGAAAUAUAAAUUUCUCUCGGACUUUUUGACACUCCUUUUCCUAUAUCUAAUUAUGCACGCAAUACAAAAUGAGCGAUUAUAUAUAGGGCAUGGACGAUGUAUCAUAUCAAAAAGAUUUUUGACCGCUGAGGUUUUAUAAUCACUUGCGAGUAUAUGAACAUGUACAUUAUUUAGUGUAGAUUGUGGUCUUCAUGGUAACGGGUUUUCUAGUCUAUAGUUAUUGUGCAGCAGAUUGUUGCUAUUACCAUUGUAUUCUGUGUAUUGUGAAUAAAAAUGCAUGCAGCAGUUAAAAUUCUAA